AUGGUCUUGAAAAAGUGCACCAUCUGCGACCGUAAAUUCAAAAAGACCGAGCACUACAAGCGACACGAGCGCUCCCACACCAAGGAACGUCCCUACGAGUGUAGUGUCUGCCAUAAACGGUUUUCCCGCAGCGAUGUUCUGAGCAGACAUGCUAAAGGCCAUGUGCAGAACCAGAAUAAUGAGGUAUCCCAGGCGACAAAUGGCACCAAUGCCGCGCAGAAUGCUACAGCGGACGCAAAUCUCUCACAGCCUUCGACCUUGAAUCCAGACCCUGCUCCAAUAGUCAUGGAUGACCAAAACCAGCUGUCAGAACGUCGGGCGUCCAUGGCCACGCCGGUGCAACCGGGGGAUCCCAACGAUGGCCCGAUGACACACCUGAUUCCCAAUGGCACAGACGCUCUGGAAGAUAGCCAACUGCCUCAUAUACCGACUCCGCGGGAUAUGCAGCUGGCUCCUCCAGGUGGGCUGUCGUCCAAUUUGGACUUUCUCGCCGAUAUUUCUGUCCAUCACAACCGAACCGAACCCGAGAUGAACCCCAUGAUGAUGGGUGAUCAGCAACCAUAUUUUGGCUGGGGAAACGUGUCUGCCCUGAAUCCCACGGAUCAAGAUGCAUCCCAGCGUCCUAUGGCCUUUGACGCAGUCCCAAAUGAGAUGCUACAGCUGUGGCUGGAACCACGGGCAGACAGCACAUCCCAUCAUAGCUCCAACGAUUACAUCAGAGACCCCGCCAUGAGUUUUAUGGGGGAUAACUUUCUUUCCCCCGGUCGAAGGAAUAGCCAUUCAAUUGAUCCGGUCAAGUACGGCGACAACAUCCCAAACGAGAGGUUCGCCCGAGUUGAGCGCUGCUGGUUUGCGCCAUCUCCACUUGUUGGUCGCUUGAUUAAUUCUCUAUGGCGGGACAUUUCGUGUUUCGAAUGCGACAAUCUAUUCGCAGUUCCCACAUAUCACUCGUUGAACUCGUUGACAGACAACUACCCCGGAACACGCUUUGGCCUGGACGAUGAGUGCCGACUCCGUCUACAGGCCAUCUUCGGCCUUACACAAAUGCCUGCUAUGCUGGGUUUCGGGGCUUCUACGGCUGACGCUGUCUCUCCAACCGCAUCUUCGACAUCCGGGUCAAUACCAACCUUUCCGCCGGCUGAAAUUCUAGAUAUGGCGCUCGACUUGUACUUUAGGCAUUUCCAUCCGCUCGUCCCGUUCGUCCAUAUGCCGACGUUUUGUGCAAGAACAACAAGAACAUCUCUGCUAUUCGUCAUGUGUCAGAUUGGAAUGAGCAUCUUGGGCACCAAAGGGUCAACGAGUUUCGUCAUGAAGACGUUCCCUUUUAUCCUGGAGAAAAUAAGUGGAGAGCUGUCCAAAUGUGCCGUUGGCAGUGCGACUCCAGCGAGUCUCAUGUCAACAUUCGCUGCUGCAUUUCUCAUGCUCAACCUGGCUGCCAUGACAGGGGAAAAACAGCAUUUGCAGCAGUCACAGAUGGUAUACAUCAAUCUCAUGUCGGUUGCUCAACGACAUGGCCUAUUCGUUGCCGCCGAAGGGCAUAUCUUGGACAUGGCGCUUUUUGAGGCUGUUCCGGAUCUUGACAUGCGAUGGAAAGCAUGGAGCCGAGUGGAAUCAGCAAAGCGUCUCAUUGUUGGCCUGUUAUCGCUCGACUCUUGGUACUCUUCAUUCCUCUCAACCAGCCCAAUCAUCAUGCCAGACGCGGUGCAACUCAUCCUACCUUGUCACGACUCACUCUUCAAAGCCAACUCAUCCUCGCGAUGGAUGCAGCUAAUCCGCAGCGGGAAACGCAUUCUCAUGCCCAUGAUCAAAUCGCCCUCGGAAACCGUUGACCUGCCAGCAAUGGAUUCGCCUGUAGUUGACGACAUCUGCAUGCAUGCGGUAUUGGCCAUGAUCCAGCUACGUCUUUCAGAGUCUUAUCACCGUCUGAUUUGUAACCGGACAACUUAUCCCUUUGUGCCGUGCCAUACAUAUGCCAUGGACGGCCGGGCUCGCUGCUUGACCACGCUGCAGGUCCAAGUAAUGAACGCAUACAGCAGCAACGACUAUUCACUCGAGCGCUUGAAUCCAAACUGCCUGGUCAUGUGGCACCACAUGUGCAUGACCCUAACCGCCGACAUGCAAAUCUUCAACCUCGCUGCGGGCCGUGACGGCGCCGAAGCAGCGCGCAGAGCUCUCGACGAUAUUGCAGCAUGGAGCCAAACCCCCUCCGCGCGGCGUGCGUGUCUGCAUGCCGCAGAGAUAUUCAAGAUCCUCUCAAACCGGAAAGCGUCGGACGAUAUCAUGUUCUUCUCGGCCUACGCUCUAUUCUCGGCGGGCCUUGUUUUGGGGCUUUAUACGUUUAUGGUAGUGGUACCACAGUCAACGACAACAGAGGUUCAGGUUGGCGCGGCGUCGAUCGAGGUUCUCGACGAUACUAUCGACUGGCAGCAGGUUGACUGUGAAGGGUUUAAUAUUACCGGUAACCAACCGUUUGCGACUGCGCCGACGGAUAUCCCCGCGAUCAAAUUUAUUCGCAAUGGAGGCACGAUUUAUAUUCGUGGUGUUCCGCAGCAGGGAGGAUAUCAGUCUGCGCGCCGGAUCAUGUUGGACUAUGGCGGCUUGCUCAAGGACACGGGGAAGUGGAGUGUGCGCAAGUUUGCUUAUGUGCUGCAUAUAAUGAGUGAUGUAUUGAUGGACGUUGACUGA
Molecule: messenger RNA, 2685 nt
Organism: Talaromyces rugulosus
Lineage: Eukaryota; Fungi; Ascomycota; Eurotiomycetes; Eurotiales; Trichocomaceae
Exons: 6
Coding region: 1-2685 (894 amino acids)
Biological process (GO): regulation of transcription by RNA polymerase II; DNA-templated transcription
Cellular component (GO): chromatin
Molecular function (GO): DNA-binding transcription factor activity, RNA polymerase II-specific; zinc ion binding; RNA polymerase II cis-regulatory region sequence-specific DNA binding
Source: RefSeq, a predicted model, not a curated record